Molecule: messenger RNA, 915 nt
Organism: Mesitornis unicolor (brown roatelo)
Lineage: Eukaryota; Metazoa; Chordata; Aves; Mesitornithiformes; Mesitornithidae
Product: olfactory receptor 1020-like
Exons: 1
Coding region: 1-915 (304 amino acids)
Biological process (GO): G protein-coupled receptor signaling pathway
Cellular component (GO): membrane
Molecular function (GO): G protein-coupled receptor activity; olfactory receptor activity
Source: RefSeq, a predicted model, not a curated record
AUGACAAAGCAAGAGUGGAAAAACAAAGCAGUUGUUACAAAGUUCAUCCUCCUUGGAUUUGGGAAUGACCAUGAACUGGAUUCUCUCCUCUUCCUGGUGUUUCUGGCAAUUUACAUUGUGACCAUAACUGGAAACAUCGUGAUCAUUGUGCUGAUGGCAGCUAAUAGGCACCUUCACACCCGAAUGUACUUCUUUCUGGGCAAUUUGGCCUGCUCGGAAAUCUGCUACAGCUCGAAUAUCUUGACAAGGAUGUUGCUUAGCUCUCUGGGUGGAGACAGAAGUAUUUCAGUCAACGGAUGUUUUACACAAUGCUAUUUCUUUGGUUGCUUGGCAGCUGCUGAGUGCUAUCUCCUCGCAGUGAUGUCCUAUGACAGGUACCUAGCAGCGUACAAGCCCCUGCACUAUCCAUCCCAUAUGAACAGCAAGCUCUGCCUCCAGCUGGGUGUUGCAUCUUGGAUAAGUGGCUUUCUGUCCAAUUCUAUGCAAACAUUCCUGAUCUCAAAGUUAGAUUUCUGUGGGCCUAAUGAAAUUGAACAUUUUUUCUGUGACUCAUUCCCAAUGAUAAAACUCUCCUGCAGUGACACUCACAUGGUAGGACUUGUCACUUCUGUUGUUGCAGGCGUGUGCUCACCGUCUCCAUUUCUGUGGACUUUCUCAUCCUAUCUCUACAUCAUUGUCACGAUCAUGAGAAUUCUUUCUGCCACUGGAAGGAAAAAGGCCUUUUCCACUUGCUCCACACAUCUUAUUGUGGUAAUACUUUUUACCAGUUCAAUAUUAACUGUCUAUGUACUUCCUCAUCACAAUACCCAAAUAUCUCCAAACAAAGUCGUCUCUGGUUUUUUUACCAUUCUAACCCUCUUGGUCAAUCCUCUCAUCUACAAUUUGAUAAACAAAGAAGUAAAGGAGGCUCUGUGA